Hibiscus syriacus is the source of this 1619-nucleotide messenger RNA. RefSeq names its product protein DEFECTIVE IN MERISTEM SILENCING 3-like. NCBI's taxonomy places the organism in Eukaryota, Viridiplantae, Streptophyta, Magnoliopsida, Malvales, Malvaceae. The transcript has 8 exons. The coding region runs from base 135 to 1415 and encodes 426 amino acids. The record is from RefSeq and is a predicted model, not a curated record.
UUGGAGGGGUUGGUUAUGUUUUCUGGAACAUCAAAGCCCGAUUCCAAAGUACAAAUUCCAAAUUAAAGUUUCACUGCUCCCAAUUUCCGAAAGAACAAAAAAAUCAAGGAGGCGAGUCAAAGCUCAACUCAGUAAUGUUUCCGUCCAACCACCAGUUUUCAAGUCAACCGAGGGCGUUAACGGUUGUUGAAACCACGACUUCAAUGCAAGUGGAUCUGAAUGAAACCUCUUUCAAUUCUAGGGAAGAAAUGCAAAAUGGAGGAUUUUCAGAAGUUAAAUCCAUCAUGGAGAGCUCUGAGAAACUUCAAGAUGAUCUUCGAAUGUUGGGGAUGAAAAUCAAGCAGCAUGAGGAUAGCAUAAAACUUCUAAAGACUCAGAAGAACAAAUUAGAUGAUAAUAUACUUGAUAUGCAAGUUUUGCUUGGCAAGUAUCAUUCUUCUAGUUCGCCUAUUGAGAACAAGGACCAAUUUCAUCUUCAAAGUGAGCAUGAAAUAACUGAACAAAUUCUUCGGCAUGAAAAGUCAGCAGCAGGAAUUCUAUAUCAGCUGAAAACUCAUCAUGGCCCUCAAGCUUCUCAUCUGAGUUUGACAAAAGAUGUAAUGGGUGCUGUUGCUACACUUGGCAAAGUAGAUGAUGAAAAUCUUAAUAGGCUUUUCUCAGAGUACCUAGGAGUGCAGACAAUGUUGGCAAUUGUUUGUAAGACUUUUGAAGGUGUUAAAGCUUUGGAAACAUUCAACAAGGAUGGUUGCAUAGACAAAACUUCUGGUCUGCACGGGAUUGCAGCGUCUAUUGGGAGAUCUCUAGAUGGCCGAUUUAUUGUAAUUUGUCUUGAAAGUUUAAGACCUUAUGCUGGUGAUUUUGUAGCUGAUGAUCCCCAGAGGAGGCUUGAUCUCUUAAAGCCAAGAUUACCAAAUGGGGAGUGUCCUGCAGGCUUUCUUGGCUUUGCAGUGAAUAUGAUUCAUGUGGACAGCUCAAACUUAUCUUUUGUCACUGCCAGUGGGGAGGGUCUCAGAGAGACAUUAUUUUAUAAUAUGUUCUCCUGUCUUCAAGUAUACAGAACCAGGGCAGAGAUGGUUCUUGCUCUUCCUUGUAUAAGCGAGGGAGCAGUCUCUCUGGACGGUGGGAUAAUCAGAAGCAAUGGUGUAUUUUCUCUUGGCACUCGGGAAGAGGUAGAUGUGAGAUUCCCCAAGACCUCGAUAAUGUCGGAGGAGCUGCAAAGCUACAAUGAAACCGAGAAGCGGAUGAAAGAGACGAGAUGGCAAAAGGAAAAGUUGGACGAGGAUAUUAAGAGAGAACUCGCGUUGCUGAAUCACGCCAAGUUCAAUUUUGAAAUAAAGAAGCAAGACUUUGUCAAGUUUCUUGCUCAAAGCUCAUCAUAUGCAACCCAGCAUCAGUUUCAGGCAGCAAGGAGAUAAUAACAACUGAAGUCUAAUGUUAUCAGAUUGAACAGAGUGCAGAAUCAUGAAUCACUUGAGAAAGGCAAAACAUUUAUGUGUUUAUCUUUAGACUUCUUCUCCUGAUCAAAAUAUGCUUUUCUCAUGUUGAAAAUAAUGCCCAGUUGUUUCUCAAAAUGUAGGCGCGGACACCAGAUUUGCGUCUUUAGUAAAUACAUUUAUUUU